UGCAAUGGAGUUAAAAGAAAGAAAAUUCCGUUUAAAAGAAAGGAAUUAACAAAUAAAGUGGCUUGAUUAACGUUAAAAUUUGAGUUAACUCAUGAAUGCAUGGUACUCAAAGUGAUCAUAGAUAUUCAAUACAUACAUAAAUAUCUGAUUUACAAUCUAAUAGCGUCGAUUUCAUGAAAGCGAAAUCGAAAGUGUACUGUUGUAUAUUCGGACUGAAUUCUUUCGGAUACUGGGGAGUGUACACAGUCCGAAAACAUAAUACAAAAAAAUGGAAAAAGUUCAAUGUAAACGCCAAUGUACUGUAAAAAUGGCGUAACAAAAACUUUGCAACAUUUCAACCUCUUCACUGCCCGUUAAGGCAUGACGCGUGCGCUGUUGGGCUCGUUACAAAAGAAGCACAAACUGACGUUCGAAAAUCAACAAAAUGACGUUCGAAAGUCAACUGAAGCUUGGGCAGUUCCGAAAUUGGGUGAGAUCGUCGAUCGGUCUUCGUUGCUUAAAGGAUGGUCUCUUGGACUACGUUUCGACGAAGACUGAAGAACAAUAUGAAACAUUUGUGACAUACGUGAAAGGCAGAGCCAAAAUCGACACGUUCACUUGUGAAAAGUGUGAAUUAUGCAACCUUUUACCUCACCAUGCGCUAGAAAAACGGCCAUGUAACCAAAAAAAUGUCAAAUCUUGUAAUUGCAAGCGGCAGGGGGGCAGACGGAUUUGUCCUGAGGGCGGGGCUUGUGGCAUAUUCUAUGACUGUGUCAUUGAUGAACAUUCUCAAAAAGACCCAAGUUGGUGCAACACUUCAGUUGAACUCUGGUCGACUAAUAGCUUUGAAUUUUUGAAAUGUUAUAUUUCAACACCCGGAUACAAGAACAAAAUAUCUCUUUCUCAAAUAGAUGCGUCUGGGCUGUUGAGCAUAUGUCUGAACAAUAUGGGAUUGAAUGCUGCUUUCAAUAAUAUUCUUGACUUGUUAAAGAAGGUUAAAGAUUAUAGGAAUGAAAUACUUCAUUCAGGCGAUCUCAAGAUCAGUAACGAGAGGUUGAAAGAAUACCUCAACGACAUGAAAGGAAUUUUGCAACAUUCCGAACUGGAUGAAAACGAAGCUGCGCAAAGAGAACUAAAACAGCUUCAAAUGCUAGAAACCGACGAGAUUGUCAUCACAUCCCAGGAAGGUAUCAAUAUGAGAAAGGAUGCAUUAAAGGCAGUUAUUGAAAGAGAAAUCGAAUUGAAGCUUAAUCUCUCCGACGAAUAUUCAUCCUUAUCAACAGACGAUGACACGACGACUGUGAAAACGCCUUUAACCAAUGGCGACACAUCUGUUGUGAAGGCGACUUUAACAGCAGAAGAGAGGGACAAAAUAGAAAAAGAACUCGCUCAGCUAGUUUGUAUUGAAAACAAGCACUACAGGUGCAUAGAGGCUUCGCUUCAGGAAGUGGAAAAAGAGAUGCUGAGUGUAAAAGAUACUAUAAGAACGCACAGAUCAGAUUUAGAAGAAAUCAAAACGGGCCUUCUUUCUCAACAUAAUGUUUUGCGUUCUUUGUCAGAGGAACAACAGAAACAAAGUAAGGUUUUGGUGGAGACACAUACUUUGCUCGAAGAUGUUUGUGCGACAGGAAUUGAAACACAUUCUACGGCCCAAGCAACUCAUAAAGUUGCCCUACAAUCAAGCAACGAUAUCAAAGAACUUACCGAACAGAUUCGACGAAUGAAUGCUCCGAAUGUCGUGCCAGAACUGAAGCUGACAGUUAACAUCUCUAACACUGACAAAAAUGGCGAAAAGCAGCUGUCACAGAGGCUCGUUGAGGUCGGUACCAGUAUCGUAAAUAUGGAGAAAAUUCCUCCUGAAAAGAAAACACAGCUUAGACAUUGUCUGAAGAUGGCAUUAAAUGAAAUUGAAAAAGAUGAAAACGAAGUUACGGCAUUGAAAGAAGAAUGUUUAGCUAUUUAUGUACGAAGCAAGUCUUUGAUAGCCUGGGCUGACCUUUGUGAAAGGUGUCUUGCAAAGGAGUUUACACAGACAUUUAGAUCAGUAGAAAGGGAAGUAAGACGCCUGACUGGUUUAAAAAACGUUGAAUUGGACGUAGUUGUCUACGAAGAGGACUUUUUGAAAUCUGUUAACGCAAUAGUCUCAGGUUCAACGAGAAGCGAAACUAUUCAGGAAAAUGAUAAUGCAAACACCAACAGAGAGGUCGAAGAAGUGAGAACUGUUCAAACGUCAUCCGGAAGAAGACGAUACCAGAUUUGCUUCACUUUUGAAUCGUCAAGUGAUUCAGAUGAAAGUUCAACCGCCAGAAAAGAGACGUCCUCAAAUGACAAUACUGUGACGGCAGAUUUCCUGGAUGGCUUAGACGAAGAUGAAGAUAAUGAAACAAAUGAAGACGAAUAUGACAAGGAUGUGAUUGAAAUGAUUGAAAUCGACACACGCAACACUAUUAUGAAAGAAUCACACAUGGGACAAGCUGAUAUUCCGAAUGAAUUGGUCUGUAACUCAUGCAGGAAAAAGUUCCAUGCAAGUGAAGAACUUUCCGACCAUCUAUCAGAGUACUCCAAUAUCAGCCACCGUCUCUCCGAUGAGCGUUCUAAGUGGACACAAAGGUCUCCUCCUAGAGGAGUGAAACUUGAAAACUUCACUCUUUGUGAAAGGUAUUCAAAGAAGAAAGCAUGUCCGUACGGAGAUAAAUGCACUAGACCUCACACUGAUAGCGAAUUAAAAGAAUGGAAUAAGCGACUGGAAUCAAUGAGACAACUUGUUCUUCAUAUUGGAGAAAAUAUUGAGGGUCUAGCGUUGGGUUAUUCUUUGCACAAGCUUUUUAAAGAAGAAAAGCAGAUGAAAGCGACAAGGCAAGAGCUUGAUUUUGUAUUCAUCCAAUCUCUCUCUGAUUUGAAUGUACAUACCAUCACAAAGAGGUUCAAGAAUAAAUGGACGUUCAAAAUAAACAGCGAGUAUUCUCUGAAAAGUGUGUGUCUAACUGACCAGGAAGCUUCGACGUACUACAGUAUAAGUAAUAUAACAGACAGCACAGACAACCGUGACGAUUGUUACGAAAGGUUUCAACAAAAAGAUGAGUGGAAAAACCCAAAAUAUUUGUUGGACCGAGGUGUAUACAAAUAUACGAUAAAGGUUGCAUUCCAAACAGAAAUAUACGGAUCGUUUUAUCAAAACAUCAUCUUUGAUUUUGGAAAGCCGGAACUUCUUCUCAAACAGGUAGCUGUAGAAUCUGCGCCUGUGACAAGCGUUGAUGAAGUUCGUGACAAGUUUGAAAAACAGUGCAAAGUGAGAUGGCAGGAAGAAAAUGUGAACGUUAUGGAGUUCUUUGAAAGAACGGAGGAAGAUGAUAUAGGAAUCAAACUUAUGAAGCAGUAUCCGCUUAAAGAGCUCCUAUCAGAAGAAUUCCCGGAUUCUCUUAAUAGGGAAAACUACACGACAUGGAUGCACAUGAUGUUGUAUUCAGAGGAACAGGCUGGACUGGAGGAAAUUUCAAGAUUCAAUAUCAAGACAUACUUGAUCUUGGAAGAUUGUCUUAAACCAAUUGACAACCCGACGUCUGAAACACUCUAUGCUCAAGAUGGAGAACUGUUUGCGCGAAUUUCUCUAAACGACGAGUUGUCUGUCGAUUCGAAAAUUGGAAAAAUGAUUCUGAGACAGACUCAUAUGAUAUGGAUUGCACCAGUUGCGGCUGAAAGUGGAUAUGCACAUUCAAAAAUGACGGUUUAUGAAGCCCGAAUAGAACAUAGAGAGCGUGAUUUCAUAGAUGUAGAAUUGUCCAGACAAUGCGUACAGGGACUUAAACUUAAAUGUGGACUGGAAAUUCAGGUCGAGAUACAAUUUCAACUCGACCGCGUCGUAUUUUGUGAAAUGCAUCGGGCUGUGGACAACUUACAUCACCUAGACUUUGUUUUUCCGCCUCUCCUCCACACACACGAUUUUCAAAAGGCAGCGUCGGUUCUAGAAAGGACAUUCGAUAACGAAGGGAUGGGAGAUCUUAAUCAAAACCAAAUUACUGCCGUGGUCAAGUCUUCCUGCACCCUAAAGAAAGUGACGCCACCGCUUCUUAUUGUUGGGCCCUACGGGACGGGAAAGACAUAUACGAUUGCACAGGCAGUGAAAUACAUCAUCACCCAAAGCAUGAAGUCUCCACAAGAACCAAAGUCUCGAGUGCUCAUAAGCACUAGUUCAAACAGCGAGGCUGACGCGUACAUCAAAGAUUACAUGCACCAGUUUGUUGAAGCUGGCAUCUCUGAAGCCCGGCCACUGAGAAUUUACUACAAGUAUCGAUGGAAACAGACUGUUCCAAAAACUGUCCUGGCUUACUGUACACUGGAAGAGAACGACGGAAAAAAGGGGACAUUUCGAUCACCAACCAAGGCCGAGGUUUCUCAACACAGGGUUAUUGUGACUACCUUGCAUACUGCAAAGCUGCUUACCUAUCUAGAUCUUCCAGAAGAUUUCUUCACGCAUAUAUUCAUCGACGAAGCAGCGCAAUCCCUGGAAUGUGACUUGCUAAUACCAAUUUCAUUGGCUGGAGCAAAAACACGGAUUAUACUUGCUGGUGAUCAUAUGCAGAUAAGCCCUGACGUUUGUUCAAAGAUUGCCCAGCAAGAACAAUUUCAGAUGUCAAUGCUAGAGCGACUUGCAGAGUAUUACCUUGUUGACAGCCCGUUUGUUGUUACUCUUGGUGACAAUUAUCGCUCUAACAAGGCUAUCAUUGACUUCACCUCAGCUCUCUUUUAUGACAGCCGUUUGAAAGCAGUCAAAAAUCCUGCACCUCAUAAGGUUUACUAUCCGCUCACGUUUUUCACUGCCAGAGGAAAAGAAAUCAUGCCUGACUUGAAGAUUGGAUAUUACAACAUGUCUGAGUUGUACGAAGUUGUUGAUCAGGUCCAACAACUUUGUAAACACUGGCCGCGAGAAUGGGGAAGGUUUGACAGAAAAAGCAUCUGUGUUGUCUCGACAUACACCAUGCAGAUAUGGUGCAUACGAGCAGAGUUGCGGAGACGAGGGAUUUACUACGUCCCAGUCGAGAUGGUUACCAACGUUCAAGGCAAACAGUUUCGUGUGAUCAUCAUGAGCACUGUACGCACCAAGCACACCUGUUCUGUGAAUACCGUAGACAAUGAUGACUAUGAUCUCGGAUUCUUGUCGAACCUAAAGCUGUUGAACACGGUCAUUACAAGGGCACAGUCGUUGGUCAUUGCUGUUGGUGAUCCUGUUGCUCUAUGCCUCAUAGGACGCUGCAGCAAAGUAUGGGAAUAUUACCUGGAAAUAUGCAACGACCAUGGAAGCUUUUUUGGCCUGACAUGGAAACAUUUUAAGUCGUUGCUGGAAAAUACUGAAGUUGAGGAAACAUACAGGCUGAAUCCACUAGCCAAAGAGUUCGUACCAAGGACGUGUAUCAACAGCAUCCGAGUUCCUCCCAACAGUCCUGUAUCUGCGGUUGAAUCAGUCGCUCGGCCAUUAUCACAAGAAAACAAGUUUGGAGAUCUAAAGCAGCCAGCUGUGACACAUCCGUUGCAAAGCAUUGCAGUGCCACCUUGUGUAGAUCGAACAGCAGUGGAAUUGCUAACAGAGCAAAUACCUUCAAUUGACAAUGUUCAAUUUGGACUACCUGCACCCCACGCGAAUAUGAAUGUUGUACCGUCAACAACAAUGACCGAAUCCUCAAUGUUUUCAAUACACAGCGAGAUAAACGUCGAGCAAGCGUUGCCAUUAAAAACACAGCAAGAUACCGUUUUCAAUAGAGACCCGGGCUAUAUAAGAAGUCAACGAUAUCAUGGUAUGAAUCCAGAUGCAACAUUGUUCAAACCUGGCAUUGCGAAAAUCUCACGAACCUCAAUUGAUCUUCCGCCAUCACCGGGAUCGUUUAAGAUGAACCCAGAAGCAACAGAAUUUAUUUACGAACAGACAAACAUCGUUCAAACAUCGAUUGAUCCAUUGCCAUCACAAGGAUCUGAUAAAGGAAACUCAGAUGCGACCGAAAAUAUGCAUGGUAGUACGAACAUCCCACCAGAAUCCAUUUAUUGCUUGCCAACAUGGGAUAAGGGAAGUUUGCCUCAUUUGAACUAUCUAAAUCCUUGUGGUGGGCUUAAUCAAUUGCCGUCAACUGUUGAAGGUACCAGUGAUGCGUCGUUUGAACAACAUGCAGUGUUUCCUUCUGAGGUCGAAAAUACUGCCGAGAACCCGGAAAUCGUCCAUGACCUUUAUGGAAAAGAUAACAAUGAUUCUUUGAUUCAUUUGCUUGGAACACAAAACGACAACAAGGAAACCAAAAAGGAUCAAUUGACCACCAAGACAUUUGAGACACGAGCAGAUCAUUACAAUAUUGCAUUUUCUGAUGAGAUAACGUCCCUGAUAGAAUCAAAGUCGAGCGCCACAGGUCAUUUGCUGUCAAAAGACAAGGCCGAUCUUAAGAGGAACGACAACCCGUAUCGACUGCAGACAAUAAGAGAGAAAGAAAGUUUCCAGUUCGAUAAUGCUGAUGGGUUUAUAAUGCGUCGUCACCGAUCGAAUCCAACCACAAGAAAUGAACAGUCCUGGUAUCGUAAAACAGACGACGCUCGCUUAGAAUCGGUCGGAAUAAAAAGUUAUGAUGAGACGCCAUCAAAGAAUUCGAGCAGAACAAAGCAAAUCGGAAAAAAAAUCGGCGUUAUUCGUUAUGUACCAGGUUUCGUAAAACCAGACGCCGGUGAAUGCUCAGAAGAUUGGAUAAAAUCUAUUUUGAAUCCGUCCAUAGAUAUAUUUAAUCCAAACGUAAACAGUCCGCAAUAUCCACGACAGGCCGUGCGUUCUGGAAACAUCGGUAUUGUGAAAUCCGCGGAAAGUUUAAACAAAACUGACGAUCAGAAGGUUUUUAGAGAGGCAGAAUAUACAUCGGCAGUGCCUUCAAAAGAGAAGCCAGAAGAAGAUGGUUUUGAGAAAUUAUCUUACGCCGAAAUAGUGAAAAAGAGAGCAGAGAAAAAUCUGUGAUUUCCCAAAAAGACGGGUGGUGAUGAUUUUCAUUUUUAUUUCGCAAAAUGUCACGAGUAUGUAAUAUGAAGUUAUGCCGUAGAUCUCCUCAUACUUAGAGAUCAUUCAAAAUUAAGAUUAGAUAAGCUUACCAGUUUAGUUAUUAGUACAACUUUUACAAUACGUGUCAUAUUGAGUUGUUGUAUUGUGGUUCUAGUGAUUAAGGUUACUAUGAUAUCUGUUUACAUGGAUGUGUUUGCAAGCCCUUAUUUUACGACAUUAGUUUAAGUUCGCUAUAUUGUAUAAUCAUUUUCAUUUGACAUCAGAAACUUUACUAAGUUUUAAAGGGACUCGUUCACAGAUUUUGUGUCGGUCAAGACUUUUCAAAUUAUCAAGUUAUUUGUUAAUACAGGCAUUAAAUUAAAAGCUAGAAAAAAAAGCUCAUGAUGCCAAAUUAAAAUCAAUUGAGCUCUAAUAUGAAGUUGUGAUGAUAUUUUAAAAUUGAAACAAGCAUUAUUUUCAUAUUUUACCCGAUGUCUGAUCCUAUAAAACGUGAACAGGUACCAUUCAAUACCAAGAAUCCAUAUUAUAUUUAAUAUAUUACAGAUUAUGCUUUGUUUUUGUUGUUGUUGUUUUUUUCAAAUUGAUAAAAUUAAGGUUAUAACAUCUCGGCGAAGGAAGGCGCUUGUCAUUGGCAGAUUUGAGUUCUAAGACUGUUCACAAACAUAGGCAAUGGGCUUACAUUAUCUUAUGUUUUGAGUUUGUGUCUAAGACCUGCAAAAUAUUUAAAGAAACGAAAUAUUUGUUAUCUCAUUUUUAUUCACAACAGAAAUUGAAUAAUAGUAAAGUUUGAUACUUAUAAACUUAUGACCUGUGCUAAAUAAAAUCUAUUUUUUGAAUGUUUAACUAUUAUUUACACGUUGUUAUAAAAAUAAUGGAAUUAGAUGAUGUAAUGCCAUACAAAACAAAAUUUCUUUGGACAUGAAACUGUAUGUAAAUCAAGGUCUUAAAUAUAUAUAUUUGGUUAUACGUAUGCUAUUUUAAUUCAUUUUUUUAAAUUCAUAUUUUUAUUUGUUCAGUGAAUGAAAUUUUGAAGCCUUUUGGCAUUGAUAUAAACAUAUUGACUGCCAAUCAAGCUUUUUUUUUAGUUUUAUAAACAUGUAUACCUGUUGACGUGUAUAUAAUAAUAUUAUAUUGUGAUUGCCAUAUAUCGAAAGUGUUCGAAUAUAAUACAUUUUAAAUACGUUUUAAAGCUGCAUGCUUUUAUUUGAUUUUAUUAUUUGAUUUUACUCUCAUGUAUGUUCACCGCUAACAUAGUCAUAUCGAAGAGUUGACAGAGACAAUUUAGAUUUUAAAAGAGUAAUUAUUGCUGUUAUUGGACAUCUUCAUCAAACAUAAUUUUGGCUACUUUUAUAUGUAAAAACGUUUGCGAACUAAUAAAUAAUGUAGAAGUGUUAUAAAUGGGUUGAAAAAGUGAUACUUUGUUAAUGAUAUGAUUUCAUUGGAUGUUGCUGUUUAUCGAAAUGGUGCUGAUUAUUUUUGUUGCAAACUUGUUUGAUUGUUUGGUUAAGAAUAUUGCAAAUAUGAAAUUCAUAGAAACAAUGUUUUAAAGUAACUGAACUCGUCUCGUCUUUGUCAAUACUUUAAUCAAGGCUCGUGAUUCCCAAAAUGUUUGAUAUAUUUUGAAUUGAUAUUGCUUGCUUAUUAAUAACUUGUAAACUAAAUGAUAUGCACAAUUGAUACAAAUGUUAAAGCUUGUAUCGAAACUCGAGCGUCAUUUGACCUAUUUUUUUGCAAUAUAUUUGAAGGUCAAAUACGCAUGUUUAUAAUAUGAUUAAUAUAUAUUUUUUCCUUAUCAGAAUGUGUUGUGUCUAUAUCUUCGACAGAACAGAGAAUACAAGAGCUGUUCAAGAAAUAUGUGGAUUUUCUCCCCUCUCCUUCGAAAUAGAGGGGGUAUAUUGCUUUGUACAUGUCGUUUGAUCCUCAAACUUGAUUUGGAGGUUGAGCGUGUCCAGUAGAUGAACCAUAUUGUCUUUGAGAUCAUUGGCUUAAUGGUCAAGGUCACUUUGACCUUGAAUGCAAAAAUGUUUGUCCUAGUGAUAACUCGACAAUGCCUAGACAUAUUGUUCUCAAACUUAAUCUGGAGUUGGGCAUGACCAGUAGAUGACCCCUAUUAGUUCUGAGGAUAUUGACUCUAUGGUCAAGGUCACAGUAAUCUUAAAUGCAAAAAGCUUGACCGAGUGAUAACAAGACAAUGCAAACAUAAUCAUAUGAUCCUUAAACUUGACAAAUAGGUUGUGUGUGACCAGUUUAUGACCCUUAAUGAUCUUGAACGCGAACAAUAAUGUCCGAGAGAUAACUUGACAAUGCACACACUGACUCAAACUUGAAAUAGAGACUGGGCAUUUCUAGUAGAUGACCCUUACUGAUUUUGAGUUCAUCAGGUCAAAUCAGCUGGCACUUCGGUCUAUGCAUAUUUUAUUCAAUUGACCAAAUAUUCAUGACAACAUUGCGCGCAGGGUACAUACUGUUUCAGAGAUCUCUUGUGUUUAUUUUAUUUAAACACAAUACUUGAAAUCGUGAUAUUUGUCAGUGAUUCUGCUUAUCAUAUGCAAUGUUUCCUUUUGGUACACAACCUUUCAUGUAAUUUUUAAUUGUCAUUAACAUGGAGGUAAGUAAGUUGGUGCAAACAAAUUGACGUCAAGCGAUUAAUGCAGCAUUAAAUUUUUAAAGUAGUUUAAGUUUACAAUGUACUAGUAUAUUGUUUUGAUUUUUUUAAAUUUGUUUUUAUUAUUGAACUUAGACAUCAUUACCAUAUAAGAGUAACAAUCAAAUGAAUUCAGGAUAAAUAAGAUUUUGAUAACGCAAAAGUGUUAGACCAUUAUCAAGUCUCGUGAUAGUAAGUGGUGAUCUAUUUUCUUGUUUGAAUAGCUAUAUUACAGAUAUGAUUGGUAAAAAAUCUAUACUUUUAGCUUAAUCAUAUUAAUAAAGAGGUGUACUGUUCAUCUAUGAAUCGCAGACAUAAACUGUUCCACGUUUAGGAUCUACAUAAAUCAAUGUAUCUUUCGUUUAUUGUAUGCUGUAUGCAGGUAAUGUAAUUUUGCAAUUUAUCAAAUAUCUCAUGUGCCUUUCUCGUCAUGGAUAAGAAGUAUUACAUUAGAUCUCGAAAAAAACAUUUAUUUCCUUUCGGUGAUAAAACACAUUUGACGAUAUCAGUAAAUAUUUUAUUUUAGUUUAAAAAUGGCCAUGUUGAUAAGUUGGCUAUACGAUUUGCGAAAACAACCAUAUCAUGAUUUGUCCAUACUUUUAUUUUCGAAGGGAAAUCAAUAUCUUGAAAUUUCAAAAUAAUAUUCUGUUGUAUGUUAUAAAGAAUUAGAUUAUGUUCGAUUGACAGAAAUAUGAAUAAUGUUAUAUAUUUCGCCUUAUUUACCCUAUGAAUUAAUAAAAAUGUGUGUACGUUCUUUCAUAAGAGAA
Mya arenaria is the source of this 10411-nucleotide messenger RNA. RefSeq lists its product as uncharacterized. Gene Ontology annotation, biological process: regulatory ncRNA-mediated post-transcriptional gene silencing. The record is from RefSeq and is a predicted model, not a curated record. Bases 425 to 6958 code for a protein of 2177 amino acids. Gene Ontology annotation, cellular component: cytosol; P granule. The transcript has 30 exons. Gene Ontology annotation, molecular function: metal ion binding; helicase activity. Lineage: Eukaryota; Metazoa; Mollusca; Bivalvia; Myida; Myidae.